Haliotis rufescens (red abalone) is the source of this 8215-nucleotide messenger RNA. Its product is annotated as tyrosine-protein kinase SYK-like. Gene Ontology annotation, cellular component: extrinsic component of cytoplasmic side of plasma membrane; cytoplasm. Gene Ontology annotation, molecular function: signaling receptor binding; non-membrane spanning protein tyrosine kinase activity; ATP binding. Gene Ontology annotation, biological process: innate immune response; protein phosphorylation; cell differentiation. The coding region runs from base 269 to 2209 and encodes 646 amino acids. The transcript has 16 exons. Lineage: Eukaryota; Metazoa; Mollusca; Gastropoda; Lepetellida; Haliotidae. The record is from RefSeq and is a predicted model, not a curated record.
GGGAGAUAACUCUAACUUCCUUGUUUCCACUUCCUUGUUUAUUGGGUUCUUUGCUGGCAUCUCGUUCCAAGUAUUUUAAGUAAAUGUACAUUUCUGUCAAUUGUCAGUUUCUUUUUUUUACACCAAUUGUCGCACGUGGAAUCACUUCCCUAUUCGUGUGAAACACUUGAUACAUUGGACUUCUCACGGGCUGUGUGGACCUUGUUGUGCAGGAGAACAGUUUGUGCUCUGUCUUCUUGUGAAGUGAAAAGGAACUGAACAAUGCAUUAUGGCUAGUUUGGCACUUCCAGAAAAAGCUUCAUCAGCCAGAUUCUUUUAUGGACGUAUAACGCGAGACGAAGCAGAAGUCAUUUUAAAAGAGCGAGGCUGCAAUGAAGGCCUCUAUCUUUUGCGAGAGAGCAUCAGUCCACUGGGGAACUAUGCCAUCAGCAUCUGUCACCACAACAAGGUGCACCACUACAUAAUUGAGAAACAGGUUGAUGGAACGUUCAUGAUACCUGAAGGACGGAGAUUCCAAGGACCUAUAGAACUUAUCAAAUUUUACCAGAACAACCCUGAUGGAUUUGUGACAAGGCCCACAGCACCAUGCAACAGGGGUUCUAACCAGACACCUGUUGCUUUCAGGGGCAUGACCUACCAUGAUCUGGAGAAGGAGCUCAUGCAGAGGGCCAAGUCUAUUAAGAAUGUGCGAAUGGACAAGGCAAUGGGCACAAUGCGUGACUCCUUGAUUAAGAUGGUUGCCAAGGAUCUUCAUCUGAAAAUGCCAUGGUAUCAUCAGAGAAUAUCGAGGGAAGAAGCAGAAGUAAGGCUGCUUAAAGAUGGACAUAUGGAUGGAAAAUUUCUUGUGCGGGAGAGAGAUGACCACAAGAGUUAUGCCCUAACUCUCAGCUCCAAGGUCUGCCCCAAGCAUUACUUCAUCAACAUCAAUGCAGAGAAACUCUCCAUUGAAGAUGGGCCAAAGUUUGAAUGUCUCAUAAUGCUGAUAGACCACUACCACAAUAAACAAGAUGGAUUGGCCUGCAAACUCACACGCCCUGUCUGUUGCCCCAAGUAUGACAAAGACAAGUUCAAAAGUUACAUUGACAACAGCACUAAUAAUGUCUUAUACCAGUCACUACAGAAUCAAAGACACUCUGUUGGCAACUCGUGUAUGCAGAGUGAGUUGGAUGACCCUCCUGAUGUGCCAGCACCUAGUCCCCCCUACAUGCACCGUCGGCCAUCUGGAUCCAGUCGGCGCCCUCUCCCACCAGUUCCAGCAAAGCUGCAAGGAGAGUGGGAGCAAGAUACUCUGGAUUUUGGAGCUGCUCGAGAUAUACAGAUUUCUAUUGAUGGAGACAACUUAGAGGAUGAAUAUGUGAAAGUUCGGAGGGAAUCCAAACGCUUCCAGUUGAACCCGUCACAGAUACAGCUCCAAGACAAACUAGGAUCUGGGCAGUUUGGUUCUGUGGUGAAAGGAGUGUGCCUACUGGGCAAGAAGGAAAUACCUGUUGCUAUUAAGACUCUAAAGAAUGAAGAUUAUAAACCAGACCAAAAGCCUGAAAUUGUCAGAGAGGCUGAGGUUAUGCAAGAACUGGACCAUAAGCACAUUGUCAGAAUGAUAGGACUAUGUCAAGCGGAGAAUAUUAUGUUGGUUCUGGAGCUUGCACCCCUUGGACCUCUCAACAAAUACCUUGUGAAGAACAAAGACCUAAAACAGUCUGAGGUGGUGCUGCUUAUGAAGCAAGUAGCUGAAGGCAUGACCUAUCUCGAAGCCAGAAAAUUUGUUCACAGAGACCUGGCAGCAAGAAAUGUGCUUCUCGUCACAGAAAGAUUUGCCAAGAUCAGUGACUUUGGCAUGUCCAAGGCUCUUAACAGAGACAGUAACUACUAUGAGGCCUCAGAGGCCGGGAAAUGGCCAUUGAAGUGGUAUGCGCCAGAAUGCAUUUACUACUUCAAGUUCGAUUCCCGUUCUGAUGUAUGGAGCUAUGGUGUCACACUAUGGGAGGCCUUAUCUUUUGGAAAGAAGCCAUACCAUAAAAUGAAAGGUCAAGCGAUUCUUGAGUUCCUACAAGAUGGCCGCCGCCUGGAGAAGCCCGAGACAUGUUGUGAUGAAGCAUAUGAGAUCAUGAUGGAAUGCUGGAAGUUUGAGAAAACUCAUCGUCCAUCAUUCAGUCAGCUGAGUCUGAAGAUGAAGGGCUUGUAUGAAAGCCUUUUGGCACAACGGAUGUAGGAGCAAUUGAGCAUUGACACAGCAGCCAAUAUGUUACACAUUCCACUUGUGUUCUCAACACCAUGUUAUUUCAGUUUUAACAUUGUCUCAUUGUCACCCAAGAAAGAAAGAACUUCAAGCAUGUGCACUGUCUGUCAUCACGAGAUAAUAUUCAAUCUGUUGUGUAAACUAGCAUGCCCCUAACUGAGACUAUGAACCACUUUGUUCUAAUUUCUCUGAAUGAUCUACUCAGCUCAGCAUGUGGCUGUUGUAAAGUGCUUGACACAUCCUUCUGCAUACAACUUAGCAUUCUGUCACCUGCUUGACUAUAUUGAAAGUGGUUCUAGUUUCUUCUAUUGUAUAUAGUAUUCAUGCAUAUUAAAUAGUCAUGAUAAUUCUAUUAUUUGUCUAAUUCUUCUGAUGUGACUAUGUACUUUCCAAUUUGAUAAUAAGUGUAAUCAAGCCAAGAUGGGCUGUAGUUGAGCCUGUAGUGUAUAUUUGAUUCUUGUAUAAAUUAUCUUAAAUUAUGUAUUCUUUAAGUAACAUUCUUACUGCACUUGAUGUAUUUAGUACCACUUCUUAACUGUCUAUCAAGACUUGAUAGAUAGACAUGAGGAAAGGUAACAGCCAAGGUAUACUUGAUGUAUGUCACCAAUGUUCUUCAAACAUUUCAUGGAAUCGUAGGCCAAACGAAGAAUUCCCCACAGCCCCAAAUCAGAAGAGGCCUAAAUUUGUUUGUUAUUUUGAAUCAAUAUUUAGUAAGUGCACAAAAUGUAGACAUUUUACCAUUGAUGUAUUUGAAGGGGGAGUUAAUAUUAGAUGAAUGGCAAUGACAGCUUAACUGGAAUUUGUCAUAUACUCACCUCCAGGACAUAUCAAAAGCAACAGACAGUUACCAGUGUCCAGACUGCCUGAAGCAUAUCAAGGCCAAAUCUUUAACACACUCAUUUAGGAUUGUUUCUUUUGUUGAAAGUGAAAUUAAUUUUAGUAUCUGAGUGUGAACAUUUUAUUUCCAUUCAUUAUUUUUGCUUUGUUUUCCGACUUAACCUAGAGAAUGACUCAAAAGAUAACCUGAGAAUACUUACAUGAAGAAGGGAUGAGGAAACACAACAUAAUCACGAUGAUGGUAUAAUUAAACAAUAGUAAUCAUACUAUACUUCUCAAAAAAAGUUAAAGACGACCCAAAUCUUUCAUAUUACCAUAAAUCUGUCUUAAAUCUUGCUUCUUUUGAGUAAAAUUAGAAUAAAUAUUGAUCACAGUAUGCACAAAUAUACUGACAAGUUCCCAAAAUAUAUGAUGGUACAAUGUAGAUAAAUGAUGUGAAAAUGGAAUUAGUUUGUAAAAGGGUUAUGAUCCAUGAAAGUCCUUAUUGACGAAUAUCCCACUUUAUAUCCUCAAGUGUGCCUUCUGAAUGAGAGAAUCCAGCUGUUUGAACAAUCUCUGGUCUCGUGUCACGCUGUCCAGUUCCUUCCCAGACAUGCCAGUACUAUUCUACUAACAACUGAACAAGUUGUCAUACCUGGGGUAACAUUUGACUGCAAAAGUCCUUUUGUUGGAAUUAGUCCGAUCAACACAAUUAAAUAAUUAUUUAACUUUUUAAAGUAUGUGCGUAUGCAGUGCAUGAUUUCAACCUUAAACUCUGCUUCAUAAUGCUCUCUUCAAACUUUUUAAGGCUGUGAAAGUGAACUUUGCAGGGUCAUAAAAAAAGACAAGUUUUAUUUUAUUCUAAUGAAAACUCGACUUCUGGUCAAUGCCAGCUGUAUUUGCACUUUACGAGAUUAGCCUUGGUAUUUAUCUUUAUGGAGUGAGGCUGAACACAUCGGCUGCUAGACGAGACAGAUUUAGUCACUUAUUUAACUCUCCGACAGUCACUUUUGUAGUCAAAAAUAAAAAGUAGGGUAAAAAAUACAUCACUGAGAAGCAGUCUAAUGAAAUGACCUACUAAUAUGAAGCAACAUAGACAGAGUCUCUAGGGAUUAUGGUCACCAUACCUCGAUAGUAGGAUUGUAAAGAAAAUGUGGGUGGUCAAACUAAAAUAUCUGUUGGGCGGAAAUUGUAAGAAGAUUUUUAUUGUCAAGGGGUUCUUGGAUGAUUGAAAAGCAGACUAUCAACAAGAAACUGUUAUUUAUGUAGUUAAUUCCCCAGCUGGGGGAAUAUAAAAGCGCAUUAUACACAAUCAAGGCAAAUAAUUAAAUAAUACAAUCAUCAUAUUUAAUAUUGUUAUAUUUUUACAUCAGGGUGAAAACAGUACAGCAGAUCUGUUAUACAAGAAAUUCUUUUUGUCUGACCUGAGUAUUAUAAAAGAUUGAAAAGAUGAUAAUGUAGGUAUGGAAACAUUAAUGUUUAAUUUAGCUACAAAAAGAUUCCAUUGUUCUUAAAAAUUUAUAUUCUGCUUGUGUUCAAAAAUAUUCUGAGAACUGAAACUUUUUUUGCUUUAUCUGUUGAAUGGCUAAGAGAGCAAUUUAAGCCUGAUUCUAUUAACAUUUUUAUCUUAAUGACUUUGUUGUUUCCUAGAUAUGUACUUAUUGUGACCAAAUGUAUAAAUAAUUCAGUAAUUAUUCCCUAAUUUUCUUUUAACAUGUAGUUCCAUAAUUGAGUUAUCUGUCCUAGCGCAGGCGAAUACAACGUCUGUGCAUGUGCAAACCUCCAACUUUCAUUAUUUCUGCUUAUUUGCUCCAAGCAAGCUGUGUAAAUUUUUUAUAAUAUUUUUGGGUUCAAUAUUCCUACGUAUUUUGUGAUUUAGCUAGUCUACCCAUUUAUUACCUUCUGUUACAUCAAAUCAUGAGUUUUUGUCAAUGUAAUUAAUAGAAUCAAAUAACUUUAUUCCACGUUGAUUGGUCAGAAUGGCUAGCCAAAGUCAACCCAAAUGCACCGAGUACACAACAUUUAUGUAAGAGAUAGGUCUUCACUUGUUGUGUAUGUAAAAGAUACACUAUAGGUCUUCACUUGUUGUGUAUGUGAAAGAUAGGUCUUCACUUGUGUAUGUAAAAGAUAGGUCUUCACUUGUGUAUGUAAAAGAUAGGUCUUCACUUGUUGUGUAUGUAAAAGAUAGGUCUUCACUUGUGUAUGUAAAAGAUAGGUCUUCACUUGUUGUGUAUGUAAAAGAUAGGUCUUCACCUGUUGUGUAUGUAAAAGAUAGGUCUUCACUUGUUGUUUAGGUAAAAGAUUGGUCUUCACUUGUUGUGUAGACCCGUGAAGAUCCGGGGUAGAAUAGGUCUUCAGCAACCCAUGCUCGCUGUAAAAGGCGACUAUGCUUGUCGUAAGAGGCGACUUACGGGAUCGGUUGGUCAGGCUCGCUGACUUGGUUGAUGCAUGUCAUCGUAUCCUAAUUGCGUGGGGUGAUGUUCAUGAUGUCAAUCACUGGAUUGUCUGGUCCAGACUUAUUUAUUUACAGACGGACAUCAUAUAGCUAAAAUAUUGCUGGCGUUAAACAACAAACAAACAAACUUGUUGUGUAGACAUUGGCCCACCAAGAACUGAUCAUUUCCUGAUCAUUGUUAUUUUUGUGUAGACUCCACAGAGGCAAAAUCUAAAGACAUAGAUCUUUAUUGGAACAAGUCUAAGGCUGACAAAUGUAAACGAUCUGAUGGUUAUCAAAAUCAUAAUCCUUUAUCUUCAUUGCUAUUUUUUUCCUGUUCAGAUCUGAAACUUCUGAUGAUAUUGACAAGAUUGAUGAUUGGGUAGAGAAAGCCAUCAUUACUCAGGCUUAGGUGACAAAACUAAGGAUUGAUAAAAUUGACACAAAAAUUCAAAAUCUAAGUGUCUGGUCAUCAGGAUGAUUUGAUCACUCUGAAACAUCCAUUCUCUAAUUUCUUCAUUUAAUUAGGACUCUGUGUAGGUCAGGUUAUUCAAGUUAAGCAUAAAUACGCAAGAACAUAAGUAGUAUGUUGUUUGUGUAUAAGUGUCAGAGCCCAACAGCCUACUAGAGGGAAUGUUUACAUAAUAAUAAGAAACAAUUUCAUAUAUUGUUAGCAAUUAUAUUAGUAAGUUAAUUCUGUCAUUUAUUGGGGUGGAGAAAUAAUGCAAUAAGGAGGUUUGCAUUUUCACAGAGGUAGUAUUUUCCUGUGUUAGAGGAGAUAACUCAAGGAACUAUAAGUACCACUAAUUUUUUUUUUUUUUUUUUAACUUCGAGAUCAUCUGCAAUCAGGAGAAAUAGGGCCAUCCUAUUCUAGAGGUACGUUUACUGAUAUAAUUACUAACGCCAUAAAUUGUUUCUUUGGUAAGCAUAGAUAUCCAUGAUGUGAUGUUAUUAUUUGCAGUUGAUGUCGGUAUGUUUUUAAACACUUAUUAGUCUCCAGAAACAAUUAAAGACUCUGAGUCAUUUUGUUAUGAAUGGAGAUGAGAAGUACAGUUGGAAAGACAAAUGUCACUGUAUUGCAAAAUGAAGUUGUUUGUCUCACAAAUGCAUUGGCUUGGAAAUUCUUCUUUUCUUUUUUUUUUGUAAGCUUUUAUAGAUAUUCAGGUUUAAUCAUGUUUUGAAUUCUAACAUAUCUCCAAUGUCAUUAUAUUGUUCAGUUAUAUUGGGUAUAGUAUGUUAUGAUGUUGAAAAAGUACAUGCUCUCUUUGUCAAAUGAUACCUAGAUGUUGGUUGAUUCACAUACAUGUAAUAAGACUAUUUCAGAAAAAACAUUUCCACAUAAUGUUUCUAUACAUGCAGUUAAGAGUUGUUAAACGUUGGUUAAACUGUUGAGAAAGUAAUUGUGCAGGUGUGGUAAACAAAUCAGGUGUUACAUGUCAGAGUGCCAUUAUUUUAUCCUUGUUGUUCAGGAAUGUUGCAUUCACAAGUUGUUGGUGAGACUAUAUGUUGUAAGCAAAGAUUAAGGGCUAUGGGCUUUCAAAACUGGCAUUCCAGGAUCUUCUUCUCCCUAUAUUGUGGUAAUACAUUGACCCGUUCAGUGUCAGAAAAAUAUUCAACGUGUAUCCGUUGGAAAUAAGUCUUCAUGAAAAGUGUAGUUUUAUUUACAGCUAAAUGAAUACUUUGCUUGAUUUGUAUCGCACUAUUUGCAUUAUUGUAUCCAACUCAUUGUACUGACAAUGCAGUUGUGCUCAAAGUAUAUUUUAUGCUUGUUCAUGACAAUGUUUUCUGUCUACCUACUGUCACUGUUCUUCAGACAAGGAUUGGCAAUACUGAAAGUUUACCACAAUCACAAUUUGACAAAAAUGAUUAUUCAACAAUUUCCUAUUUUAGGAGUCAUGAACUUGUCUUAUGUGAACAGUGAAGAUAUAGUAGAAAACAUUAUUGUUUGCAUGGUGAUUUCCUGAAAGAACACUCAUUAUAAACACUAAAACAAAUGUAACCUUUCAGGAUUUAUAGCAUACGUGUUAAAUGAUCAGUUUAAAAUAAAUAUGUUAAUAAAAAAAAUUAUUCUGUUGGUAUAUUUUCUUUCAGAUCACAAGAAUGAUAUUACAUUUUAGGUAUAUGGCAUCAUACCAGCCAAGAAUAACAAUAUCAAUAUCUGUAGAUUGUAGAUUGUCACAGUUUUGGGGUCAUCCUUUCUAUAGCCUCAAUGAGCUAAAAUCUUCUCUUUUCUGUUGUUAGUUGUCCACCCACAUUUUACUGACAAAUGCCCAUACUAUCGAUGUACAUGUAUAGUGGUGGAUUGAUGCUCAUGGCAUCAAUCACUGGAUUGUGUAUUCCAGACUCGAUUAUUUACAGGCCGCCAUCAUAUAGCUGGAAUAUUGCUGAGUGCGGCGUUAAACAACAACCAAACAUGUUUACUGGCCAUGCUUUUAGACCUUUGAUGACAGCUAAACUGCUCUUGCCCCCAGGGUACACACCAAUCUACAGCUGGUGGAGUCUUGAAACCAACACCAGAAUAAACAAGAAAUGUCAUAAUUUGACUCAUGAAAAGUCUUCUUUAACAUAGAGUAAAAGGGAGCCAUUUUAGUACCCAUUGCUCUACCCUUUAAUUUGUCUAUAAUGUUCCACAUCAAAAUUAAACGUAUUGUUAUUCAGUAAGAACGUAACACAUUCUAUGACGAAUUCCUUGGAGAAUCUUGUCGGAAUAAACAGCUUCAAUCCCUAAA